This is a messenger RNA of Amphiprion ocellaris (clown anemonefish), 4008 nucleotides long. RefSeq names its product coiled-coil domain containing 149a (gene ccdc149a). The record is from RefSeq and is a predicted model, not a curated record. Lineage: Eukaryota; Metazoa; Chordata; Actinopteri; Pomacentridae. The coding region runs from base 1785 to 3359 and encodes 524 amino acids. The transcript has 13 exons.
GUGGCAGAGCCCGAGAACAGCUGCAGCAGAGGCGGACGGAUUUUCCAGCUACUUCCCUGGUCCAUAUGGAACGAGCUGGUCUCUGUCUGUGGAUUAUUAGACCUUGAGGCUGUUUAAUGACACAUCAGCUGUACUUUUUGUUGUCAUCGCCGAAGCUGCUCAUUAAUGGCGUUAGUUAGCUGUUCCGUGAGGCCGACAGCAUCACCUGCCCACCUCUUUAUGGUGGAGCUGUAGAACCCACCUGUGGGCCCGUGUUUACUUCUUAACACUGUACAUUCAUAUAAGCCUACUGGAUAUGAGUGGGGUUAACCGGGGUAAGAAGAAGCCCCACCACUAUAAUACCCCUCCCGAACGCAAUUAGUUUUCAUCUCAGGUCUUUUAUUUGCAAUGACAGGGGUGUUGCUAAACUUUAAUUGGCAUUUCAAUUAUCUUACUGGUCUGAGGAAAUACAAAAGUUAGCACAAAAUAAGUGUCUGUGGCUUUUAUAUGAAUAUACAUCUGCACAUUUUCUUUACUGCUAACUUGAGAGUCGUAUGGAGGAUUAUAUAUUAGUUUGAGCUAAAAAAAAACAAAACAAAAAAAACAUACUUUUACUGUCAUGUGUGAAACCGUUAAUUGUUGUUUUUUCCAUAAAUUAUGUUCACCAGACUCUAAUACAACAACAUUCAAGCUAGCCAGCAUUAAAAAUUUACCAUUUUCUGUCUAGAAUGCUAAAUAUACCUGAUUUUAUAUUUAGCUAGUAGGGCUAUGCUAUACUAGCUUGUUGUAACAAGUAGUGCUCUAUAAUUCUUGUCUAGUGUCGGCUAAGCAUAGCAUUUGAUUUUGCAUUAUUUUUAUAUCAGUACUUUAAAUAUCAUUGGUAAUAAUGUUUUAGUAAAGUUAUAACUUUUGUCCAAUACCAAUCAGCCUUUAAUUAAUUAGUGGCAGUAGUAAAAGUUAAAUCAAAAGUAAUUUCUGUAGGUGCUAGCUAAGAUUUUCAGUAUGUGGCAGUUAAAGUCAGCAACAUCAAAACUUUUAAAUAUAGUCAAUGUUCUGCAUAAAUAAGUUUAUAUAGAUUUAAAUGAUUACUUAUGUAAGAAGAAGAUACCUCUUUCCAAGAUAAACAUUUAGUGGAAUAAUAACAAAGUUGUAGACCGUUACGAUUUCAUUACCCCUUGAAUUUAUUCACUUAUGCAUACUUGAUGUGUAUAUAAGUGUAUAAAUAUUCAAAGGUUAAUGAUCUAUAUUAGACACCGUUCUUGAGGGGGACGUCUUUUGCCUAUUUACCUUACCACAUAUAGAUACAUAUAUAUUUUGGAACUGACAAAGUAAUACUACAAGCUAAUGUAAUUUGCUUUAUAAACCGAAAAUGUCAAAUUUGAAUAUGCGUAAGCUCAGUAGCGAUGCAAAAUUUUUAUAUCUCAAAUUUUGUAGACAAAACUGACAAUAAAAAAAACUUUUCUUGUUACUCUCGAUAAAUUUGUGAACAUGGUUGAGCUCCAGACAGUACGUUAAACUUUGCUACACUACUGCUGCACAUUCAGCUCCAUGAAAGGAGCUACUUUUUGAUUUGGUUAUGAGCUGAUUCACAUCCAGUCUGUGGGCUUAAACUGCUCUUUCAGCCAUGUCUUAUCUACACAUUCAGCCCAGUGUGUGUUUUUCCACCUGUAGGGACCUGGUCAGGGUUGGUUUUCUUUAUAAAGUUCCUGGUGUGUAAGCGCAAACUGGAGAGUAAGAAAGAGGCGCUGCUCAUUCUGUCCAAAGAGCUGGAUACCUGUCAGCAGGAACGAGAUCAGUACAAACUGAUGGCCAACCAGCUGCGAGAACGCCAUCAGGGACUCAAGAAGAAGUACAGGGAACUCAUUGAUGGUGACCCCUCUUUGCCCCCAGAAAAACGCAAUCAAGUGAACCUGGCUCAGCUGCUGAGGGACUCGAGGGAACGAGCGAAGCAGCUUGCUGAGGAGGUGAAGGAGCUCACUCAGAGGCUUGCAGAGGCCCAGGGAGAUAACAAGCUCCUGAGGAUGACCAUUACUCGACAGAGGCUGGGGGAUGAGGAGGUCGGAGUGCGCCACUUCCCUGCACAUGAACGUGAGGAUUUGGUUUGCCAGCUGGAGAGAGCAGGGCUACAGAUGGAAGAGAUGGAGCACAACAUGAAGGCCCUGACAGACGAGCUGCAGGACGUGAAGGCGGAACGCAGUGUGUUCAGGGAGAAGGCCGACCGGCUGAACGUGGAGCUUAACCAUAUUUUGGGGAACCGUGAGGCUCGCAUCAUUGAUGUGGAUGCCCUUUGCAUGGAAAAUAGGUAUUUGCAUGACCGUUUCAGCCAACUACAAGAGGAGGUGAACCUGCUGAAAUCGAACAUAAUGAAGUACAAGACAGCCCUUGAGAGGAGGAAAAACUCGAGCACAUAUGGGAAAUCAAACAACAGUCCCCUCACUGGUGUCCUCUCAGCCAAACAAGUGCAGGAGAUGCUCCUAGAGGAGCAGGGCUGCAGCCUGCCGGCCACGCCUCAGUCCAUCUCCGACCUCAAGUCCUUGGCCACUGCUCUGCUGGAGACCAUCCAUGAGAAGAAUCUGGUCAUCCAGCACCAGAGGCACACCAACAGGAUUCUGGGAAACAGAGUUGCAGAUUUGGAAAGAAAGCUGAAGACCUUGGAGGUUUCAGGAUUAUGGAGUCUUCCGGGCUUGACCUACCACGUAUCCGUGGGAAUUGGGAGGACACGAGACAAUAUCGCACUGAAUGAAAACCUUCAACCUGAGCUUCAUCCAACACGUGUCACAUCUCAGCUAAACUUGCAUCCCAAAAAGCAGCCACACAAAGUUCUGUCAGAUGGCAGAAGUUCACAUGAAUCAUCUUGGGAAUGCCACACCGCUGGCACUGACCUUCGCACAGAUGGCAUCAGCAGGGAACACACACCUGCACUGCACAACAGUCUGGAACCUCUUGAGGAGGUGGAGACAAAUGGGAUUGACAGGAGAGGGGGAGAAAUGGUGACCCUGAUGGAGGAUCUGGUCGCUGCCGAGCUGGAGGAGGGGCGGAGUCCGGUGGAAGAGGCAGGGCACGAGGUAGAAGGAGUCGAAGAUGAAGAGGUGGGCUCCACGGUGGAGGAAGGAGAGGAGGCGGCGCUGGCGCUGGAUGUCCCGCCCACUGAAUCAGACCUUCAUUGGCUGUCGAUUGAAAAAGCCACCGUCAAUCAUUCAGAGGUGGGUCAUUGGCCCUGUGAAUCCCAAGACAACGGGUCUGAUGAUGUACCUGAGCAUGAAGAAGGCUCAGUAUCAAUUCCAGAAAGCCGGGCCGCAGAGGUGUCGAGUACAGGCGAGUGGGACAUUCACUGUUUGUCUGCACAGACUGACACCCGUCUAGAUGACAACUUGGCAUGAUCUGCGCCCCCUCAAAGAUUUUAAAAGCUUAUUUAAAUGCUUGUCAUUGUUUCUGAUGAUUGCAUUAAUCAUCCUUUGCUGCAUUCCCACAACACAACCACUGCUCACUUGCUCUCUCCUCCGGUGAGCAGCUCUGCUCGAGUCAGUAAAACCGAGACAAAACGACCACAAAGUCCAAGGUGUACAUUGUAUCUAGACAAGCUUGAACAAACAAAAUCUUGAAAUCAAUGGAGCUGUAAACUUCAUACCCUACAGGAAGAAUUUAGCUGGGAGAACAACAGAUAUGGCAGCAUCAUCUCUUGUGCCCCAUAUUCCCCUCUGCCCUUCCCCUGCGAUAAGAUAAUCCCAAUUGUUUGCUCUCUUACUCUUCCUAAGGGAUGCCACUACACUGAAUGCUGCAUUUUUUUGUGACUCUGAAAGGCAUUCCAAAUCGGCGCACCAAAACUUGUAAUGAAUGUGUUGUACAUACUUGUGAAUUAACAACCUUCAUAUUAGAGGUUCUAUUGAUGUCUGUUCAUCUAUAAUGGUGUCUUACUAAUCUGUCAAUUUAUAUUGUUUCCUUAUUUAACAGUUGAUAUUUUUCUGGGACUACAUGUGCCUUAUAUGUGGAAAUACGCACUAUUUAUAAAUAUAAAUGCAUAAACCUACA